Suillus subalutaceus is the source of this 673-nucleotide messenger RNA. RefSeq lists its product as uncharacterized. Bases 112 to 588 code for a protein of 158 amino acids. The transcript has 5 exons. NCBI's taxonomy places the organism in Eukaryota, Fungi, Basidiomycota, Agaricomycetes, Boletales, Suillaceae. The record is from RefSeq and is a predicted model, not a curated record.
AUCGGCUCUGAGGAUCUUGGUACUUCCUCUUACACUUUUCAGGCCUUAGUCUGGCUCGAAGAAGGUCAUGACAGGUCUAUUAUCCGGGCACGUACAUUCAGCAAAUACCCAAUGAGUAGAAUGAUUCUGAUACCUCUCGUGACGUGUACCCUCUGUGUUCUCAUGUACCAGAUACUGACGAGCUUUACCAAACAGUUUCAUGUAUUCUUGUCACUAUCGUGUAGAGAUGACUAUAUGCCAGGGUAUGUGGCGAUGUCGGUACCUAGCCGCAGACCUUUAAUAUACAUCAAUGCGCGAUUGCUUGAUAUGACGUCGACCGGAGCGGCACGAUCGCGUUCAACGAAUUCUGUGGACUCUGGAAAUACAUCAAGGACUGGCAGAACGUAUUCCGCCACUUCGACAGAGACCGCUCCGGCACCAUCGACCGUAACGAGCUCCGCGAGGCCCUCCAUCAAUCGGGUUCAACCUCAGCCCACCCCUAAUCGAACUCGUCCAAGUCAAAUACGGUGCGUCGUCCAUUCUCCCACUGUCGAGUCGUGCCUCCGUCGAGUUGCCAUCUCACAACUCACUCUUCUAAAACAAUGCUAAUGCAAGAUAUCAAAGCUUCCAAUGUAGCUAGCCCUACGGUCCUACUCCUGGUAUCACGUUCGAUCGCUUCGUUCGCGCUUGUGUG